AUGAAUUUGACACCUUCACAAAAAAAUGCAGUCAAUACUAUUGGUACUGGAAUUAGAAUUGCUGUACAAUAUGGUUUUGUUCCGUUUGUUAUUUUUCUUGGAAUAAGAAAUGGUUCGGAUCCACUUCAAAAUGGAGAAGUUGUGCCAAUUUCUCUUCUCUCUCUUCUUUGGGGAUAA
Molecule: messenger RNA, 177 nt
Organism: Strongyloides ratti
Lineage: Eukaryota; Metazoa; Nematoda; Chromadorea; Rhabditida; Strongyloididae
Product: Mitochondrial import receptor subunit TOM7 family-containing protein
Exons: 2
Coding region: 1-177 (58 amino acids)
Biological process (GO): protein import into mitochondrial matrix
Cellular component (GO): mitochondrial outer membrane translocase complex
Source: RefSeq, a predicted model, not a curated record